Molecule: messenger RNA, 679 nt
Organism: Sinocyclocheilus grahami
Lineage: Eukaryota; Metazoa; Chordata; Actinopteri; Cypriniformes; Cyprinidae
Product: neural cell adhesion molecule L1.1-like
Exons: 4
Coding region: 156-575 (139 amino acids)
Biological process (GO): brain development; cell-cell adhesion; axon guidance
Cellular component (GO): plasma membrane; axon
Molecular function (GO): cell-cell adhesion mediator activity
Source: RefSeq, a predicted model, not a curated record
AGUACAGAAGAGUUCCUCAAGACAUCAGACACCUGGAGAUCCACCUGCAGCCUUACAGCACAUAUCACUUCCGGGUCAGAGCUGUCAAUGGCAUAGGAAUAAGCGAGCCCAGUCCUCCCUCAGACUCAUACAGCACGCCAGCAGCCAAACCUGACAUGAACCCAGAGAAUGUGACGACGAUGUCUACUGAUUCUGACAGUAUGGUCAUCACAUGGCAGGAACUGGAGCAACAACAAUUUAAUGGACCAGGUUUUAAGUACAAGAUCUACUGGCGUCAAGCUUCAGGCAGGAGUCCACACUGGAAGGAAAGCAGUGCCUCAAAUCCUCCGUUCAUUGUGAACGGCACCGGGACUUUCAUCCCCUUCGAAAUUAAAGUUCAGGCAGUCAAUGAGCUUGGUGCAGGACCAGAACCAGAUGCUGACAUCGGCUACUCGGGGGAAGACUUACCUCUGGAAGCUCCUUCAGAGGUGGCAGUGACCGAGCUGAAUAAAACCGCUGUCCUGGUAAGAUGGAGUCCAGUCAGCAUGGAAUCUGUCCGCGGACACUUACUCGGCUACAAGGUACAUUAUCUAUAAACCAUCAUUUAUAGUUUCUGCACUUGGCUCCCAGCUAGAAAUUGUAUUGUUCUAAGAAUGUUCUGAGAACAUUAGGUUAAGUUCUGGGAAUGUUUUCAGCGGCA